CAGAGGCAGAGAAAGAGGCUGAAUAAAGGGAGCGGACGAGACAGCAGACGACGGAAGGCAAAGACUGACGCACAAACCAAACCCUGCGAGAAAAAAUGCCUAAUUUUUCAGGCACCUGGAGAAUGAAGAGCAGCGAGAAUUUCGACGAGUUGCUCAAAGCCCUGGGUGUGAAUUUGUUGCUGAGGCAGGUCGCAGGGGUGGCUGCAUCCAAACCCCACGUGGAGAUAAGACAGAACGACGAGCACUUCUACAUCAAGACCUCCACCACGGUCCGCACCACGGAGAUCAACUUCCUCAUCGGUGAGGAGUUUGACGAGGAGACGGUGGACGGCAGAAAGUGUAAGAGUUUGGCCACUUGGGAAACAGAAAACAAGAUUUACUGCAAACAGACUCUCCUGAGCGGGAGCGGUCCAAAGACCUUCUGGAGCCGAGAACUGAGAGGGGAGGAACUCAUACUGACAUUCGGAGCGGACGAUGUGGUGUGCACAAGGAUCUACGUACGCAUUUAGCGGAGGUCCAAGUCCUCAAGUGAAACUUCACAAACAAUCUCAGCAAAUCUGUUCGACAGUCGUCGUUUGGAUUCUUCAUUUAAUCUCAUCUUCAGGCAGAUUUCACUGCUGAUUCCUCCUUAGUUUUUGUUUUUUUUUUAUAAAACGAGUUUUUCAUUGGAAAUUAAAUGACCGAAGAAUGUUUUGUUCUUGUUAGUUGGCUCAUUUCAUGCUCUGGAUCCUGAGGCAGCAGAUUCCAGACCUUUAUUUUGUUGCUUUUUGAAAAUAAUAAUAUCAAACCCAGGGUUUGUGCAGAGGCCACAGAGUAAAUAGAAUUUCUUUCAUGGUUUGUUUCUAAGCUUGUGCGAAAGCUUGGAAUUACCAUGAAACCUGGAGGAAGGAUGUGAUG
Molecule: messenger RNA, 897 nt
Organism: Paralichthys olivaceus (Japanese flounder)
Lineage: Eukaryota; Metazoa; Chordata; Actinopteri; Pleuronectiformes; Paralichthyidae
Product: cellular retinoic acid-binding protein 1
Biological process (GO): fatty acid transport
Cellular component (GO): cytosol; nucleus
Molecular function (GO): fatty acid binding; retinoic acid binding
Source: RefSeq, a predicted model, not a curated record